AUGGGUGAGGUCUCCCCCAACCCGAGAGGGCUCUGGUGUCACCUGCUGGCAGGUCAGUACACUGUGUCUCCUCAAAGAUACAUUCGAGACAUCAGGAAGUACUGUGGGAAAAACAACAAUGAACACAGCAACGACGGCCACAACUUCCAUGACAACACCAGAGAAGGCCACAACUACAGCCACAAUGGCGACAUCUUCGAGCCCAGUGACCAAAAACACCAUGACAACACCAGACGUGACCACAUCUACAGAUACAUUCGAGACAUCAGGAAGUACUUUGGGGAAAACAACAAUGAACACAGCAACAACAGUAACAACCGCAAUGAAGACACCAGAGAAGACCACAACUACGGCCACACAGGAGACAUCUUCAAGCCCAAAGGAAACACAGCAACUGCAGUAUCAAGCAUUGCAGCAACAAGAAGAAAGGAAGCAACAACAAGAGGAAAUGCAGCAGGAGGAAACACAGCAACUGCAGUAUCAAGCAUUGCAGCAACAAGAAGAAGGGAAGCAACAACAAGAGGAAAUGCGGCAGGAGGAAACACAGCAACUGCAGUAUCAAGCAUUGCAGCAACAAGAAGAAAGGAAGCAACAACAAGAGGAAAUGUGGCAGGAGGAAACACAGCAACUGCAGUAUCAAGCAUUGCAGCAACAAGAAGAAAGGAAGCAACAACAAGAGGAAAUGCGGCAGGAGGAAACACAGCAACUGCAGUAUCAAGCAUUGCAGCAACAAGAAGAAAGGAAGCAACAACAACAGGAAAUGUGGAAGGAGGAAACACGGCAACAGCAGUAUCCAACAUUGUGGCAACGAGAGGAAACACAGCAACAGCAGGUGAAAACAGAGCUACAAUACGAGUAAACACUGGAGCAGCACAACAAACUGAAGCAACAACUGAAAGAAAAAGAGCAACAACUGCCGUGAGCACACCGACAGCUGCAAAGACAGACGUCACCACUGCCACCAAUAACAACGUGGCUCCGCUGACGGAAUCUAUCGGUCGCGAUGGCUGUGGCUCUACAAAGCUGUGUGCAGCUGAGCCCACUGAGUGUGAUCCAUCAACAGGAGCAGAUUGUUUCUUUUUUUCUGCAAACCAAACGUCUGGUCGGAAUUUUAAGUGUGAACUCUCAGGACCUAGUGCUGGGUACAUAGCCGUCACCUUAUCAACUGACCCCACCUUGGGGGGCAACGACACCACGUAUGUUUGUGCCAAUGAUCGGGGCAACGUCAAGUUCAUAGGUGCCUUUCUCGACAACCAAGAGCUGAGCCAGACAUCAACGUUGAACGUCAGCAGCGUGAAAGGAAGAGUAAAUGAUAGUGGUGAAAUCCAUUGUACAUUUGAUGCUAUUGUUCCGGCCUCAGCGUCGAGAACAACUGGUUUCACAAUUGCACUGUCAAAAGGAUCCUACAAUAGCACCACUGGUGCACUUGGAAACCCAGACACAGUGUUUAAGUCCCCCACUCUGGACUUGUCAAACAGCAACGCCGAUGUCACCAACGUCCUGGCUAACACCACCUCGAGUACCACCACAGCUACACCUACCACUCGCACAGCCACUGUUGUCUCCACAACAAGUCAAGCUACAGUUCCCCAGCAGUCGCUGACACAAGCUCUCCUCAUCACUGUGGGCGUGUUGAGCCUGCUCAUGCUAUGAGGACCUUGACAAACAUGAAUGUAGCUUGAUACAGUUUGUACGCUAAAUACAUCAAUGCACUCAUGGGUCAAUUAUUUUGCCAGAAAAGGAAGAUUUGAUUAUACUUGCACUUUGUUUGCUGUCAGUGUAGAUUGGACUUGAUGUCC
Molecule: messenger RNA, 1799 nt
Organism: Synchiropus splendidus (mandarinfish)
Lineage: Eukaryota; Metazoa; Chordata; Actinopteri; Syngnathiformes; Callionymidae
Exons: 8
Coding region: 1-1653 (550 amino acids)
Biological process (GO): regulation of glutamate receptor signaling pathway
Source: RefSeq, a predicted model, not a curated record